AAUUUCCUUUGCUCAACAUCUUGGAAUUAAUGUCUUUUUAAAUGGUCAGCUUAAGUGAUUCCGUGAUGUUUAUGUAACUUGACCAUUAAGAUAAUCUAUGGAGCACAAUUAUUUCAAUAUUAUUUGUCAUAAGUAAACUUUAAAAUGAACCCAUAUGUGAUAUUAUAUUGCCUGAUUAUUUUAUUUUUUAAUGUAGUCUACAUGCUCUUCUGGGGAUAUUACCCCACAUUUACCAUUCAUUGAUGUUCCCUUUGACAUUGGUAAUUGGCAUUGUCACACCAUAGUAAUUCAUGGGCAAUUAUGUAAUUCUCUCUGUGUCUAUCUCUCUCUGCAUCUGUCUGUGUGGGUGUCUCUCUCUGCCGGUGUGUUUUUCUCUAUAUGCGUCUCUCGUGUGUCUCUUUGUGUGUGCCUCUCUCUGUGUGUGGAUGUCUCUCGGUGUCUGUGUCUCUCUUUCCUUUUCCACGAUGUGGUGUUGUAUUUACAUGCAAAUUCUACCUCUAGCCCCGCCCACUUACCCUUGGGCUGAGCUUAUCUCAAGCCAAUAUAACUUCGUGUUUCAGCAGCUUUCUCGCUAUAUUUUUUCACCUGAUGAUGGUUGCUUGUGUUGCGAUCGAAACGUCGUGAUCUAUUAUUUUUUCUACCUACGUGACUUUACAGAAAGAACCAAAGAGUAUUGUGAUUGUAAUUUUGAUUGUGAUCGUUGUGGUGGAGGUGGUGAUAUUGAUGGUGGUGUUAACGAUAGCGGUGAUUUUGGUGGUUGUAAUGGUGGUAUUGAUGGUGGUAAUGGUGGUUGACUAUUACCCCUCUCGUGUCCUUACUUCCACCACCAGGUUUAAGAAUCUGCUGGUGUCUGUGCUGGAGGUGGACGUCGGAUAUCUGUGCGGUCUGGAGCGGUGGACAAUAGACUUCUGCAGCUCAACCAGGUGACUCGAUGCAUUUGUCGUGAUGGCAUCAAAAGAUCCUGCAUAUGAGAUCAUUAAAACCAACAAAGUGAAUCUGCAGAAAUACCUCCAGGCGAAGUCUUCAGAAGUGCUUGACCAUUCCUAUCAAACAGGGAUAGUCCUGGACAGUGAAUACGCGUCUCUUAACAGCGAGAAUGACCCCGUUGUGCAAACAUGGCGUCUGGUUAACCUGGUGCUCAUAAAGGGAGAACAAGUCUGCAUGAUAUUUCUUGAAGAUGUGCUCGUGCGACUGAGAUCCGAGAUCCCUCUCUUGGAUCAGUGGAUCUCACAGCAUGAGCAGCAGCUCAACGUGAUCGGUGUCGAUCUGAGCAGAACUGCGGGUAAAGCCAUCCCUGGAGCAGCUUCUCAUAAGCCUGGUGAUGAUUUCAGAGAAUUAUUGCUGAAGCUGACAUCAUUAACACGAAACUACGACGCACGACCUGGAGAACCUGCAGUGUUUUUGCUGGAGAGGAUGGUGAAGCCAAUUCUGGUUCCCUACUACCGCCAUCAAGAAACCAAGGAGCACGAGUUACUAGCGAGAGGCAAGCAGCACGAGGAGCUGAUGAAGAGAGCACAGAGAGAAGGGAUUACUUACAAGAAGCUCUUUGAUCACAUUGGAAAAAAAACACACCCCCGACUGGUUAUUGUAGUGGGGACUCCAGGCAGCGGUAAAACCAUGUUGAGCAAAUUCAUUGUGCACAGCUUGCUGUCAGGUGAGAAAGUAUUUGCACGACGCUUUGAGCACAUCGUGCUCAUAAGGUUCAGGGAGAUAAAUGAUAUUGGAGAGGUGUCACUGGCAGAGCUGUUUUCUAAGCUGCACUCAUGUUUGGGAAACAAAGCGGAUGAGGUUUUCGCAAACCAAGAGAGAACCCAUUUUGUUAUGGACGGGUUGGACGAGUUUGGAAAGCGCCUUGACUAUGCCAAUGCGUGCACUGAUCCACGUAAGACGGCAACAGUAGAAGCCAUCAUUGCUGCCCUAGUGAAUGGAAAUCUCUUGCCCAAGGCCUCGGUCUUGAUAACGACCAGACCCAUUGCCAUGGAACAACUGAGUCAAGUGAAUGUUGAUCGAGCUGUUGAAAUCACUGGGUUUUCCAACAAAGAUAAAAUAGCAUUUUUUAACAAAUUUUACCAAGAUAGGAGUCUAGCAGAAAGGGCACUCAAGCUCCUGCAGGAAAAUGAAACAGUGAAUACAUUGUCCCAGAACCCUUCAUUCUGCCAUAUAGCAGCCAUUACACUGAAGGAACAUUUACAAAAGUCUGAACAUUCUGAGAUUAUCCUCAAAUCAAUGACCGACCUCUUCACACAAUACGUGUUUGGGCUCAUAGUACACCAUGGACGUGGCAGCUGCUGUGCCAAGGAAAUUGUAUCGUCUCUUGGCAAUAUGGCUCUGAAGGGGGUUCAGCAAAACAUCCAGAUGUUCAGCCAAAAAGAUCUAGAAGAGUUUGUUGUUAGUUCUUCUGAACUAGGAAGUACAUUCAUCAACAAAGUGUUCACAUGUGAGGGCAUUAAACAAGGGAGUUGUUAUUCAUUUUCACACUUGACAAUGCAGGAAUUCUUUGCAGCGAUAGCUGUGCAUCUGUCACAUUCAACAUGGCCAGUGAAUGACGUCAUCAAGGCUAUUAAGGACAGCAAAGAUGGGAGGUUUGAUGUGUUUCAGAGGUUUUUUUGUGGACUGGCAUCAAGCACUCCAUGGAAGUUCUUUGAGGGUAUCUUGGAUCCUCCAUCUGCAGAUUAUCAAAAGGAAAUAAUCGAGUGGCUCAAUCGCAGCAUGAAGAAUCGGAUGGUUGACAAACACAGGCUCAACAGUCUCCUGCACUGCGUGCACGAGCUGCACGACCGCAAGUCCCUGAGUGAUGUCACUCGGUCCAUGACUGAGAUAGACCUGUCAUUCACAAGGCUGUCCCUGCCAGACUGCGCUGCCAUCUCCUGGAUCCUGCUGCAGCGAGAAGAACCUGUGGAGACACUCAACCUGUUCGGCUGUGGCAUCGGCACCGAGGAAAUGAAGAGGCUUCAGCGUGGACUGCACAGAUGUAAACAUCUAGUGCUGAGUGAGAACGAGAUCAGAGACAGGGGACUCCAACUUUUAGCCGACGGGAUGUUGGAGAGAGAAGGGAGUUUGGAGACGUUAGUUCUGAUAGAGUGCUCACUGACGGACAAAUCGAUCCCAGCUCUCCAUGACAUCAUGAUCACCAACAAAGCAUUGAGGAAGCUCGGGGUGGAUGGCACUCGCUUCAGUGAGGAAGGGAAGCAGGAGUUGAGGAGCAGAUGGACUCACCGAGGAGGCCUGGAUAUUUAGAUAUAAGCUGAGAGGCCGUGCUGGCCCUGCAGCAGAUGGAGCUGGUCCACGCACGACUUGAACAGCAGCCCGGCUCAUUUUACCUCCACCGCUCCGAUCGUCGACCCUGACUCUGAGACGACAAUGAGCUGGGAGCUUUCUCUGUGAGCUCCACAUGGAGCCAAGGGUGAACGCGACUCCAAGAUGCUGAUGAGUGUGGUGAUUCCAAUAAUGUGUAAUAAUGUGUAAGUGUAUUUAUGAAUAUGUGGUAUAGGGAAGCGAUGUUGGUGGCAUGUGGAAGGGGUGUCGGUGGCUUUUAAAUGGUCUGGCAGCUCACCAUUGUUUCACUGAGUAGGAAUGUUUGUCAUGAAUGUGCGUACAUAGGGGUGUGUAUCACACUCAUGCAGAUAUCCUCGUCUAUUUAUGUAUGACUUCAAUAUUCACCCUCUAUCUUUUUUAUAUUCAUGCAUUUUAACUUUCAGUUGCGCUAUGAUCGGUCUAAAAAUAAUCUUCCAAGCCGACUUCAGAUAUAAGAAAUGUACUAACGAUUGUUAUAAAGUUGUUUUACUCUGAAUUCUCUUUCAUUGCUCUAAUUGAUUAGUUUUCGAUUUUGGUGCCUCGGAUCACACUUGCAAUUGAAACUAUCCAGGUUAAAAACCUGGCUAAACAAA
Molecule: messenger RNA, 3887 nt
Organism: Petromyzon marinus (sea lamprey)
Lineage: Eukaryota; Metazoa; Chordata; Hyperoartia; Petromyzontiformes; Petromyzontidae
Source: RefSeq, a predicted model, not a curated record